GUUUGGUUUUCACUAGACUAUCGAUGGUUUUUUUUCGAUAGCGAUACUAUCGUUGAAAAAACGGAUUCCGGCAUUUAUUCAGUUAGAGGCGCAACUUUGUUAAUUAAACGACUUAGAUAUCUUCUAUAUAAACGGCGUUGUUAAUUUAUCAACUUUGAUUUGUUACAAAUAGAUGCAAAAAACAGAACACUGUUUAAAAUGAACAGAUAUCUGAAAAGACCAAACGAUAUUUCUACCUCCAUUUCCAUAGAAGAAACUGGUAAUGAAAAUGAAGAAGAACGCGAAAAUAGCACGAUUGGUGGGGAAACUAAUAAGUCAAAAAGAGCACGCCACGGUUUCUCAGAAGUAUGGAACUAUUUUCAAAAAACAACAGAUAAAAGAAAUGCUAAGUGUCAGCUGUGUGGGAAAAUAUACAAAACUAGCGGUAACACUUCAAAUCUGUUGGAUCAUUUAAAACGUAGCCAUCCUUCUUAUAAUCAGCUUCCGAAACCAACGAAAACAAUUGAUAACUUUUUCAACAAUUCAGUCACCUACGAUACUGAAUCGGCACGUAAAAAAGAACUUGAUAAGGCUUUAAUGAGUUUGAUCGCCACUGAUGUACAGCCAUUCAGUGUAGUAGAGGAUACAGGAUUCCGUGAUUUUGUCCGAUGCUUAGAUCCGCGCUACGUUUUGCCUUCAAGAAACACCCUAAAAAACGUUCUGAUGGUAAAUAUGUACAACGAAACAAAGAGUAAGUUGCAAACUAUUCUUAACGGGUUACAACACUGCGCUAUUACAACAGACCUAUGGACAUCGCGCGCAAAUGAGAGCUACCUCACCGUAACGUGCCACUUUGUUACAAAAGAUUUUGUUCUCCGUACAGCUGUUUUGUCUACAAAAAAACUGUUAUGUUCCACUAAUCACAACGCAGAAAAUAUAUCAAUAUCUAUGCGCGCCGUGUUAGAAGAGUGGGGUCUAAUGGAGAAAGUGGUGGCAGUUGUCAGCGAUAAUGCUAGCAGUAUGUUGAAAGCAUGCGAAUUGCUUCAAAAACGAAAUCUGCCAUGCUUUGCACACACUAUUAACCUUGUGGUGCAAGAUUGCUUAGCGCAAGAUUAUGUUAAAACUACUUUAGGGAAAUGUAAGAAAAUUGUGAGCUAUUUUAAGAGCAGCACAAUUUCCUACGAAAAGUUUAAAGCGGACCAAGGAAGAGAUAUGCCCCACAGCCUAAAACAGGAGGUACCGACCCGCUGGAACAGUGCUCUCAGAAUGGUGGAGAGCAUUCUUUUAACAAAUAAUUCUAUUUCAAAUGUACUGCUAAUGACACCAAAGGCACCGCUACCUUUAACGGCAGACGAUAUAGAAUUUUUGCAGGACCUUAAACAAUUGCUUAUGCCAUUUGAUUCCGCUACAGUCCAAACAUCGUCAAGUGCAGCUGUUACUAUUUCCCUAGUAGUUCCUCUAACAUGUGGUCUUUUUAAAUCUCUUGAUGAGUUAAAAAGUACUAUGAAAACUUCAGAAGGCCAUCAAGCUUGUAUAUUUCUGCUUGAAAGAAUAAAGAAAAGACUAUUUCCUUACGAGGAGCGUACAGUUACAAGACUCGGAACAUUAUUAGACCCUCGGUUCAAGAAGGAAGGUUUUCUUUUCCCAAGCAAUGCAGAUGGAGGAACACAAUUUUUACAAAACGUGUUGAGUGGUAUGAACAAAAACAACACCAUGGAACAAGAUAAUUUAGAACCAUCAUGUUCUAAAAAUAUGCAUCAAAGUUCGCAGCCACCGCUUUUAAAAUUCGUAGGAAAUAAAAUUGCCUCUAAAGUAAGAUCACCUCAAGUAGACGCCAUCAUUUCUCUUAGGCAAUAUUUUGAAAAUGAAAAUGCAGCAUUAGAAAUAGAUCCAUUACAGUACUGGAAGAAUUGUUCUGGCCAAAUGUCACUCACAAAGUCAUGUGCCUUACGCUAUUUAUGCGUACCAGCAACUUCGACAGAGGCUGAGCGAAUGUUUAGCAAAACCGGAGCCAUAAUUUCGGAAAGAAGAUCGAGCCUAAAGCCAAAAAAUGUUGAUAUGCUGCUCUUUGUUAACAAAAAUUGUUGGGUCAGUAAAGAAUUAUAAGAAGUAAGGUUUUUAAACAAAUAAUACCUUUUUCAAGGUAAUUUUCAUUAUAAUUUUAAAUUUAAAUUAAUUUGAUUAAAUAUUUUUAUAAAAUAAGAUCUGAAUGUAUCUGCAAUAACGAAUUUCAAAUAUUUUUUGUUUUUAUGUUUAGUUGUUUUGUUGAAGCGUUAUUAUCUGUUUUUUUUUUAAUUUUUAAUAUAAAUAUAAUUUUUAAUUAAUUUUUACUACAUGCAAAUACAUUUUUUUGUAAAAGUUGAUCUCAAAGUGCCUUAUAAAAAUGAAUUCCAAAUAUUUUUGUUUUUAUGUUGUUGUUUUGUUUAAGCGUUAUUGUCUGUUAUUUUUGAC
Molecule: messenger RNA, 2430 nt
Organism: Musca domestica (house fly)
Lineage: Eukaryota; Metazoa; Arthropoda; Insecta; Diptera; Muscidae
Product: E3 SUMO-protein ligase ZBED1-like
Exons: 3
Coding region: 199-2085 (628 amino acids)
Molecular function (GO): DNA binding; protein dimerization activity
Source: RefSeq, a predicted model, not a curated record